Molecule: messenger RNA, 2442 nt
Organism: Penicillium diatomitis
Lineage: Eukaryota; Fungi; Ascomycota; Eurotiomycetes; Eurotiales; Aspergillaceae
Product: pentatricopeptide repeat protein
Exons: 1
Coding region: 1-2442 (813 amino acids)
Molecular function (GO): protein binding
Source: RefSeq, a predicted model, not a curated record
AUGUCUCAGCAAAGAUCAUCUUAUUACCAUGCUCCCGCCCGCCGAUUCUCUUCCCGCCGCAUACGACCUUUCGUCGCGUCAAUAGCAGACAUUUUCGUCGGAUCGCUCGUCCUUGCAGGAUUUUGCAGUGAGCAUGCACCACAGCGCCGUCAUUUUUCCAUGGUCUCGUCGAGGGUAUCGGAAGUGGAGCUGCGAAGACCACGCGCCAAUGCGGUUCCGGGUCCUGGAAGGAGGCAGCUGGCUGCAGGAAAACGCUGGGGACAUUUGGGUCCUGCCAUGCAACCAUCACGGUCUCGGUCCUGGGUCAGCGCGGCUCUCCUUCCAAUAGAGGAAGACAGUCAAUUACCCGAAUCCGCACUCAGAGACUCGCCGUUUACGAAACAAAAAGGGGCGAAGGGCGAACCAGAUGGGCGUGCUUCGAGGAGAAUGACUGGUGAGGUGUCGUAUUCUUCCAAAUGGCCCCAGUUGCUCGACUCGAUAUUGGAUCCCGAGAAUACGACUGGCCAAGACAGGGAUCUUACCCCAAUCGCGCUCUCGGGGGAUUCAGAAGUGCUUCCGGCCUCGGAGGACCAAGCAGGCCUAUCAUUUGACGAACGAAGGCAUCGCAUAAAUUCCAACCUCUAUCGUCGUAUACUAGGCGAUGACUACGAAUGGACAGAGCCGAUGGACGUUGUGUUUCCGAAGGAGCAGGUGCAAGCCAAACGAGAGGCGAAAGAACUGCUGGAGAAUGAACUAGGCUCCCACAGACUCUCGGUCGCCAAGUUGAUUCACGUCCUACACCACGAAAAGUCUCCAUCCACUGCAUACCUCUUUCGUCUGUACAGGGAUCUUCCUGCGCCUGGAAUCGCAAGUCUACCACGCAAGAUCCGCGGACAACUUCUGCGUGUCUUCGCCAAAGCUCCAAAUCGACGGUGGGCCGAUGCACGGCGCUACCUUGCCCUUGUGCAGGACAUGAUCGCUUCAGAUAAGAGCAUGUCUCGAUCAAUGUGGACCUCUGCCGUGCAUUUUGCGAGUCGUGGGAGUGGCAAGAUCCAGAAACGUGAUCUCGUGCGUGCGAUCGGCGUCUGGCAGCAGAUGGAGCAUGUGGCGGGGAUCGAGGCUGACGAUGUGGUUUUCAAUAUCCUCUACGAUGCAGCGAUUAAAGCUGGCCAAUUCACAGUGGCUGACAGGCUAGAGAACGAAAUGAGGAGGCGCAAUGUCAAGUUCACUCGGUUUGGCUUGGUCGCCAAGAUUCAUUCGGCUGGCGUGCGAAGAGAUUUGGACGGCAUUUCAAACCAAUUCCAGAGUUUUAUUCAGGCGGGAGAUCUAGUCGACACUGUUGUACUGAACAGUUUGUGUUCCGCAUUCAUCAGAGCAGGGGAUCCCUCGGCCGCAGAGCAACUCUAUGGCCGUAUGAUCAGCGCGCAGCGGGCGAAGAAGAGCCCGAAACGUUCGCUGACGACCAACGCCAAUCGCGUGGUAUUCGAGCAUUCGCUGUCCUCAGUCUUUUCCAAAUACCGCACAGACAGUCGAGCAUUCGGCGAUUUCCUCAAGCGUUCGCAAGCUCUCAUGCUUCAAUCUCCAAAGCAUCACCAGGCCUUGCAGGAUUCAAUCCCGAUGACCCCCGAUACUCGAACGUUCUACAUCUUUCUUCGGUAUUACGCGCGCCAAAGUGGUGAAUUUGACAAGGUGGCAAUGGUUCUCCGUGACAUGGAGCACGCUUUUGACGUACCUCCCAAUCAGAUCGUCUACAUGAUGCUGUUCGAGGGGUUCGCAAUCCAUGGCCUUCACAAGAGCGCAUGGUCACCUGAACGUCUGCGCCACGUCUGGCAUGCUUAUCUGCGGGCUUUGCGCACAUCCAAGGCAAGACUGGACGCGCAACAGCGCAACCGUGUUCCGCGGAAAAUGGAAUGGGAGAAUCCCCUCGCCAAGGCCAUGCAUUUGGAAGACGAGCUGGACGCGUCUGUGGCCAACAGCACAGAUGAAUUUUACACGAAUCUGCCAUCAGCGAGCGACGAGCCAGUGCCUGAACAGUCCAGUACAUCCAUGCCUCCAGAUGAGACUGCCUCUGAUGGCUUGGCUGAGCAUGAUCAUCGAUUGACCAAAGACAAGUCUGGAUCAUCCGGGCAGCUUGAUCCUAAUGAUCUUAGCGAGACAUCCACUGCAGCCUCUCGAGAAAGCAUGUCAAUCUCUGACAUUGACCAACCCUUGCCGAUCAGUCUCGGUUUGCACCACCAUGACGAUCUUGAUAAGCAUUUGGAGAAUGGUGUUUUUGUGGGCCGCAAGAUGAUCGGGAUUAUCUUGCGCGCAUUUGGUGCCUGUUUUGGCCCCAAGGAGGUCAUGGAGGCUUGGCUGCAAUUGGAACGUCUCUGGCACCCACACCACCGCAAGGCAGCCGAUGUGAUAGCUGUCAAGGAAGAGCUUGACAAGCAAUUGUCUCGAGGACCGCGUCCGAAGCUGUAA